AUGCUUGCGAACAAGAAGUUGGCUUCGGUCGGCAAGUUGGAAGAGGAGAACACGAAGCUGAAGACUACCAUUUUUGAAGACAAUCGGGAAGUUGAGCAACUGAAGAAGGACAAGGAGAACCUGACCAAUGAAGUUGGAGGCCUCAGAGCCAGGACAGGCGAGCUGGAGUCCUAUCUGGGACAACUUGCCGCAAAACUAGUCCUGAAGCUUGAAGAACUUUGUCAGGAUUUUGAGGCUGAGACCGGGCGGGUCGAGACAGGUCACGACCCCAUCAAUUGUUCCAUGAAAGAUGAUGUUGCGAUGAACUUGCUGCGAAAGGAAAAAAAGGGUUCGUUUAAGCUUGCAACCUUGCUGUCCUUGCUUAAUAACGGGCCUUUGUUCUUAUCCUGGGCCACAAACCUGAAGGCUCUUCCCAUCCAGCUCAUCCCACUUGUCAACUCCCCUCCGACUCCGAGGGCACGGGCGGCGAGCAUGGCGGCGGGGCCGGCGGAAGCCCUGAAAUCCUUCGAGGAGAGAGCUUCCGAUGCCGAGGCACGGUUAGCAAAGCUGGAAGCCCUGCUGCUGAACAAAGAUGGCCCCUCUGAGGCAAGUUCAUCUGCCAUGAGAGAUCUUGAGUCAAAGCUUGACGCAACCACCAAAGAAUGUCUUGCUGAGAAGGAACAGAACCGGAAGCUGACCGUGGAGAACGAGAAGCUCCAGUAUCGUGUCUCCCAUCUCAUCCGGACAAUCAAAGAGGCGGAGGCAAGAUAGAGAAGCCUCUGAUAAGCUGGACCUCGUAAAACUAGUUCUAUUUGGGAUUCGAGAGAGGCGUUCAUCUCGCAAACCUGUCUAUGUGCUCGAUGUUGACAUCAUUGUUGGAGUUAGAUUAAACUGUUGUCCUGAGAUUGAUGAAAUGGGCCUGGUACGUGUUAGCUUAUAUAGCAGUAAUGUGUUGAUCA
Triticum aestivum (bread wheat) is the source of this 938-nucleotide messenger RNA. RefSeq lists its product as uncharacterized. The coding region runs from base 1 to 750 and encodes 249 amino acids. The record is from RefSeq and is a predicted model, not a curated record. The transcript has 6 exons. NCBI's taxonomy places the organism in Eukaryota, Viridiplantae, Streptophyta, Magnoliopsida, Poales, Poaceae.